AUGGCGGGCCGGUUGGCUAGGAUUCAAGCCCGAAGCAAUGCAGAAGCUAUCCUCACUGCGGCUGGGGUCUCUCUCCUCCAGGACCAUGGGAUAGCUGCCGCCGGGUACCCUGACACCCUGAGAAUCAGGCCAACGGGCAUGGGAUGGAUGGUGGGAUGGUGCCGUUCAGACCCGGUCAACGCGGUGAACAUCUAUGUACUGUACAAGCCCCCGCCCUGGCUUGCCAGCCUGGGUUCCCGACUGGCGCGCCUGCCAGGGCAUGGAGAACCAGCAGAGUGGCUCAGAUAUGGUUAUGGGCAGGUCAGAAUAUCUGCUCAAAGGGAAGAGGACAUUGGAUCACAUUCGCAGCAAUCAAAUGUGCUUCAGGCAACUGUGCGCAUUCACACAUUAUGA
This is a messenger RNA of Colletotrichum tamarilloi, 393 nucleotides long. RefSeq lists its product as uncharacterized. Lineage: Eukaryota; Fungi; Ascomycota; Sordariomycetes; Glomerellales; Glomerellaceae. The transcript has a single exon. The coding region runs from base 1 to 393 and encodes 130 amino acids. The record is from RefSeq and is a predicted model, not a curated record.